This is a messenger RNA of Saccostrea cuccullata (small rock oyster), 2035 nucleotides long. RefSeq lists its product as uncharacterized. Bases 236 to 910 code for a protein of 224 amino acids. The transcript is spliced from 7 exons. NCBI's taxonomy places the organism in Eukaryota, Metazoa, Mollusca, Bivalvia, Ostreida, Ostreidae. Gene Ontology annotation, molecular function: DNA binding. The record is from RefSeq and is a predicted model, not a curated record.
CCAAAAAGAAGUUGAUGUCAACAAUAUCGUGGCAUUUCGUGAUUUGUUCCUUAAUUUAGCACCCGAAACACAAAAAGCAGUAGCCUAUAACACGUAUUUAUACCUUUUGAUUAAGUUAUAGACAUGAAGGGAGAAUAGCAGGAUUUGAAAUGAUGAAGAUUCUGUCAACGAUUGUGUAAUUUGACGGAGAAACACCAAGGCCUAGUGCAGAUGAAUGGAUUGGAAAUAAAGCAUAAUGCCCAUAGACAGAAGAGCUGGCCUACAAUUAGGGCUGCUGUUAAUGGCAGUCCCAUUACAAUACAUUGUGUCUAAGUACAUGUCAACUAAUGAAUCUCAGAGAAGCUAUGCAAUCAGAAAUUUGUUCCACAGUGCCGCGGGGUUUAAAGAGAAGUAUUUAUCGUGGAGGUCGUGGCAGCAGUGGUGUAUGAGCUUCAUAUUUCGUGAGGAGCCUCAGAGUUUUGCUAGUCAGGACGAUCUGAACGGGGAAUCCCCUGCUGUAGAGGUGCAAAAAUUCAAGGAUCCAGAGGGGUAUUUUGGAGCCUCCACAGAACCUCGAACUCUAAGGUCACCAGAGGUCAAAUACAGAGUGGGUCAAGUGAUACGACAUAAAAUCUGGGGCUACCGAGGGGUGAUAGUGGCUUGGGAUCCACAGGCCAGGGCCCCAGAAAGCUGGAUAGAACAGAACCAUAGAAAAGAUAAACCUCAUUGGAGGACUCAGCCUAACUAUGCCAUACUUGUGGACACCAGGGACAGAAUGACCCCUCAACUGACCUACGUUCCACAGGAAAACAUUGACAUAAUAUCCAAUGUCAAGAUUAUGCAUCCUGGGAUAGAGAAUUAUUUUGAGGGAUUUGACGGUGCUCAGUAUAUACCACGUCCUUGGCUUAAAACUGUGUUCCCCCAUGAUUGACCUUGACAUUUCGUUACAUGUCCUUGACAUUUCGUGAUAUUUCUGAUAUUGUAUAUAUAGGAGGUACAUGGUAGACUUUUCAAAAAUAAUUUUCAUUUUGAUUAUUUUAUAGUUGUUGAAUGUUGAUAUAUUUUUGAUUUAUCUGACCAUACAUCUAUUUUUCUUGACUGGUGUCUUUAAUAGCAUCUUCAUUAAAAAAAAUAGUGUUUUAAAAAAAGUAUUGCAAAUGAUGUACACAUUUUCUUUUUGUUAUACAUGUAUUAUAAUUUUGGAAACUUCAGAUUUACAUAUGGCACAUAUAGAUUUUGAAUUUACAUGUUUUUGAGUUCCUUAAAUGAAAAAUCGGGGAGUUUUGAAACACUUGUGGGCACAGAGUGUUCAGAAAUCUUCGAGCAUUUUUUUUUUCAAAAUAUUUUUUCGUAUUUAAAAUCAUUUCAAAAAUCAAAGAUGAAUUGAAAUUGAUUGCCAAUAAACAGACUUCCCAAGAUUAAAAAAAAUUGAUUGAUUGAAUUAUGGCUAAAUUAUUGUGCAAUGCCUUUUAUUACCUUUUGUCUUUCAAUUUAAUUUAUUUUAUAGUAAUUUGUAAAAUUUCAGUGUGUGUAAUUUUAUGUAAGAAAUGAUAACAACCUGAGACUGGCAUUUAUGUUUGAACCCAGUAUCUACCAAAUCCAGCUAACCCAAGUUGAAAAUUUUUUAAAGGGUAGUCCUUUGAAUCAAAAUAUUUUACUGGGAAACUCAAUAAGUCUGAUUGGUUUUCUUGACAUCACAUGCAAAGUAAUAUUUUACAAUAAUGACUUGGAUUUCUAAAAAUAACUUGGGAAAAAUCUGGAUGCAUUUGUAGUAGUGAAAAAUCUUUAAAACACACAAAAUCUAAUGAUGAAUUUGUCUCUUUUUGUUUAGUCAAUUUGCUUUUCUCUGAAGUUGAUACAUGUAUAUUUAUGGAUUGGAUCGACUUCAGAAAAAGGCUAUAUUUGUAUAUUGAGGCAGUUUUUUCUGUGCCAUUCAUGUUUAUCUCAUCAAACUCACUACCAUCAGGGAAUAUGGUUGUUAAGGCUUCACAACUAUUUGCUUGUACAACUCAACAUGAACUCUUGUUAAACUUUGAAAUAAACAAAUUAAAAAUAA